AUGUGGAAGAGAACUGAUCCUCAAGCCAAGAUCAAAGCAGGGGAUAGGCCUCAGACUUGCCAUUCUCUGGCUCUGGGACCGGCCACAGAGUCGGCACUGCCACACCCGCUAGAACUGUCAGAUUUUCAGAGCUUCUCGGUGUUUGAGGACAUUAGCCACCACAUCAAAGAUGUGGGAGCCCAACUGGUAAAGAAAGUGAAUGCCAUCUUUCAGCUGGACAUCACCAAAGACGGGAAGACUAUUCUGCAGUGGACCAUUGACCUCAAGAAUGGUUCCGGCGACACCUAUCUGGGAUCUGCACGGCUUCCGGCAGACACUGUCUUCAUCAUCCCUGACUCUGUCUUCAUGGAGUUAAUUGUGGGUAAGAUGAACCCACAGAAGGCUUUCCUGGCUGGCAAGUUCAAAGUGAAAGGCAAAGUUCUCCUCAGCCAGAAGCUAGAGAGGAUCUUCAGAGACUGGGCUAAAUUUUAA
Molecule: messenger RNA, 471 nt
Organism: Psammomys obesus (fat sand rat)
Lineage: Eukaryota; Metazoa; Chordata; Mammalia; Rodentia; Muridae
Gene: Scp2d1
Product: SCP2 sterol binding domain containing 1
Exons: 1
Coding region: 1-471 (156 amino acids)
Cellular component (GO): cytosol
Source: RefSeq, a predicted model, not a curated record